AUGAGCCGUCCUGCAAUAAUGUAUUACAUAAUAUUAUUUAUUAUUAUUUUAACCAAAAAAUAUGAGUGCUUCAGCAAAACAAGUAAUAACAGAAAAAUCGAACAAAUAUCGUUAUUUUUGAAAAAUAAUUUAUUGGUCUUACAACAUCUAGAAGAUAUUCCUACUGUUGGUAUUCUCGAAGCUAGUGAGAAUCCAGAAACAGAUGACAUAAUAAAUUCAUUUUUAUCAACAACACCACCAGCCCAUCAAUCAACUUCAUUCAUUAUUUUAAAUAAAAUACCUGAAUAUCAAUUGAAUGGAGGUAUGACCUUAAGACUGACAAUUGUGUUCGUUGAUUAUAUUGAAGACAGUGUUGAUAUUGUUAAAAAGGUAUUGAGUUGUUGCAAAACUUGGGAUAUUUAUUCAAAAUAUAUUUUAAUUGGAUUAAAUGAGUUUGAUGAAGCCGACACGUUCAAGUCUGUACUCAAAGCUAUGUGGAUAGAAAACAAGUUAGUCAACCUCGGAAUAGUCCACAUAGAUUUUUCUAAUGAUCUUCAAGUAGUUACCUAUAAUCCUUUCAAAGAUGAAAUUCGAAGCUUAAAACUAUCCGCAUCGACAACGAUAUUUCCAAAUAAGCUUAAUAAUUUGUACGGACAUAAAAUAAAAGUAGCUUAUUGGAUUGUUUAUCCUUAUGCCUAUAAAAAAGAUGGUACUAUGAGAGGAACUGAAUUUGAUUUUGUAAUGACAUUUUUAAAAGCAAUUAAUGCAACUGCUAAAUUAGUUAAGAAAGAAAGCUAUGGUGAUGGUUGCUGGGUUACAACCUUUUUGGUACAUCCCAAAGCAGUCAAACAAAUCAAUACCAUUAGUGACUUAGUCGAAAGCAAACUUGAACUACAAGUCGUUCGGCUGUGGAAAUCUAUGUUGACUACCAGACUUCAAGACCAGUAUAAUUUCACCGAAAUAAAUUACUUUGAUUCAAUAUUAGAAGGAAAAGUAAAAAAUCGAAGUUAUGGCGUCACGCUCGAUUUUAUAAAAAAUAUCCCUUACCUACGUCCCAAAAUGAAACUUGAUAAUGUGUAUCAUCAGGUGGCAGAAUUAAUUGGAUCAGGCUAUAUGGUUUUUUAUUUGAGCUCUGGUUGCCCUUACAAAGAAGUCCUAAAUAAAAUGUCCCUUAGAGGCCUAGCUUAUGGUUAUCAAUCCAAGGAUUGGGGAACUAUCAAUAUCCCCAACUUAGAUACAGCAGUUGUAACCAAGCUAAAAUUAUCCCACCUACACAAUGUGUUUUAUCUUUGGUCAGCUGGAAUCGCCAUAAGUAUUUUGAUGUUCACCGUAGAGUUGCUUUGGGACCGUUAUAGAAAAUUGCUUUGAAACGGAUUUUUUUUUUGCACAUAGAAAAAGGUAGCCAGUAAGUACCUACCUAAUUAGCAUAAAAAUGUGUGAAAUUAUAGCAAAGUAUAUUAUUUUCUGGAAAUGCAGAGUGAGGUAUGUGCAAGAGUUUUUGGAAAUAUUUGUGUAUAGUUUGUUGCUAUCGUCUAUCGCCCGUGGAUAUAUUUCUAAUUCUUAGCCCUGCCAUAUCGAAUAUUGUCAGGUUUUCAAAUAUAGGUAUUUUAUUUUUUGGUGAGACUUUGUUGUUGUUGUUAUUGUUGCUUUAAAUUAAACUACGUAAUGCUAAUCGAAA
Ceutorhynchus assimilis (cabbage seed weevil) is the source of this 1657-nucleotide messenger RNA. The record is from the annotation of a GenBank genome assembly. NCBI's taxonomy places the organism in Eukaryota, Metazoa, Arthropoda, Insecta, Coleoptera, Curculionidae.